AAAAAAAUUAAACCAUCUUGGUCCAUUGCAGUUGAUUCAUAACUUACAUUGCAGAACUUAGUUUACAAUUUUUUUCUUCUUCUUUUUCCCUUUCCAUCAGCAUAUUAUGGAAGAAAGCAAGGAUGACCAAGUUGAGGAAAGGACAUCAGCUCUUUCCCCUCCUCCAGCAAUGGGGUCUAUGCAAAUUGCAGGCAGCAAUGGCUUUGCUCACAGCAUUGAGUUCAUGUCUCAAACUUAUCUUAGGAACAGGUACUCUGAGAUAGACAUUGAAGAUAAUACCACACUCAACCUUAGCAAAGAUCAACCUCUUCCAAUCUUCCUAAAGUUUGAGGAUGUGGAGUACAAGGUGAGGAACAACGGCCAGGCAGGAGGUUCAUCGAUGAAUCCGGUGAAGGCAGUGGUGUCAAAGGUGGCUUCACAGCUGAGUUUGGAGCAGGACAACUACAAGCAGAUACUAAAAGGGAUCACAGGAAGCAUAGGGCCUGGUGAGAUCCUGGCUCUCAUGGGUCCUUCAGGGAGUGGCAAGACAACGUUGUUGAACAUAAUUGGAGGGAGACUUAAAGACAAUGUCAAAGGCAAAAUCACUUACAAUGACAUUCCUUACAAUGCAGCCCUUAGGAGGAGCUGGAAAAAGAACAGGGUUGGAUUUGUGACACAAGAUGAUGUGCUGCUUCCCCAACUAACAGUGGAAGAAACAUUGGUGUUUGCUGCAUUCCUGAGGCUCCCAGGGAACAUGAGCAGGCAGCAGAAGUAUGCAAGAGUUGAGACCAUCAUUAAAGAUCUAGGUCUGGAAAGAUGCAGGCACACAAGAAUUGGGGGAGGAUUCAUCAAAGGAAUAUCAGGAGGAGAAAGGAAAAGAACCAGCAUUGGCCAUGAGAUUCUUGUUGAUCCUUCACUACUGCUUCUUGAUGAACCAACUUCAGGCCUCGACUCCACGUCUGCGAAUCGCCUACUCCAUAUUCUCCAAGGAAUAGCUAAGGCAGGAAGGACCAUCAUCACAACAAUUCAUCAACCUUCUAGCAGAAUCUUCCACACAUUUGACAAGAUCCUGCUGAUAUCGGAUGGCUACCCGGUUUACUAUGGUAAAGCUAGGGACUCCAUGGACUAUUUUGCUUCGUUGAGGUUCAUGCCAGAGAUAGCCAUGAACCCAGCUGAGUUCAUGCUUGAUUUGGCCACUGGUCAAGUCAAUGAUAUCAGUAUCCCUCAAGAUAUAUCAACUGCUGCUGCACCUCCAGGAGCUCAGAAUUCCGAGAAAGAAGUAGUCAAGGGGAUGUACAAGACUCAACUAGAGCCAAAAGAGAAGGAAGACAACCAUCGAAACAAGAAGGCUCCCGAGCAUUUGCAAGCGGCUAUCCAAGUGAAGAAGGAGUGGACAUCAAGCUGGCUGGAACAGUUCAGGAUAAUAUACAAGAGAACAUUCAAGGAAAGGUGUAGGGAUUACUUUGACAAGCUGAGGCUAGUCCAGGCCUUAGGAAUUGCUGUCCUUCUUGGUCUUCUCUGGUGGAAAUCCCAAACUGCAACUGAGGCUCAACUUAGAGACCAGAUUGGUCUGAUGUUCUACAUCUGCAUAUUUUGGACAUCAUCGUCAAUAUUCGGGGCAGUAUACGUGUUCCCAUUUGAGAAGAUAUACAUAGUGAAGGAAAGGAGAGCAGACAUGUACCCACUGAGUGUUUACUAUGUAUGCAGUACUUUGUGUGACAUGGUGGCUCAUGUUUUCUACCCAACUUUCUUCACCAUCAUUGUCUACUUCAUGGCUGGUUUCAAGAGGACUGUCCCUUGCUUCUUCUUGACUUUGAUGGCCAUCCUUCUCAUUGCCAUCACCAGCCAAGGUGCAGGGGAGUUGUUUGGAGCUGCAAGUUUGAGCAUAAGGAGAGCAGGAAUGUUCGCUUCUCUUCUACUCAUGUUAUUUCUCCUCACUGGUGGCUACUAUGUCCAGCACAUACCGAGAUUCAUGCAGUGGCUCAAGUACAUGUCGUUCCUGUACUACGGAUUCAGGCUGCUGUUGAAGGUGCAAUACGACGGGGACCAAAUGUACGAGUGCCAGAGCGCGGGAGGGUGCAGGCCGCUGCAGAGCUCUCCAUCUUUCGACACGGUCAACCUCAAAGGGGGGCUGCAAGAGGUCUGGGUGCUGUUGGCCAUGGCGCUUGGGUUCCGCUUGCUUGCCUACUUCUGUCUCCGCAGACGGAUCGGGGCUUCCCACUUUUGAUUAAACCACUGCUAAUGUGUUGGUUUAGGAAAUAAUUAAGAACAUGAUGAGGGUAUUGAUUGAUUAUGUAUCAUCAUCUGCUUUUCACAGAUAAUACGUUCGAGACCUUUUUUUCUCGUAUUCAUUCACUUGCAAUACGAAAAUGAGUAUCACCU
Molecule: messenger RNA, 2361 nt
Organism: Linum tenue
Lineage: Eukaryota; Viridiplantae; Streptophyta; Magnoliopsida; Malpighiales; Linaceae
Source: the annotation of a GenBank genome assembly